UUAGGUCAGAGUUCACAAUAUCACGUGUAAAUUUCGCGCUCUUUAAAUCGUUUGGCGCUGAACGGAAGAAUACACGUUUUCCUUGGGUUUAUUUCGUGAAAAAAAAUUUCAUUUACCAUGCCUGGAAUUGAGGACUGGUUGAACUGUCCACUGGACAUCGUUCAGGGUUUAUUCGAUGUCACUAAUAAAAACUGGUCCAACAAGGUGACAGAAUACUUCAAUAAGAAACUUCAAGACAAAGACAGCUUGGAAUGGGUGCCGUCACUGAAUCAUACAUCUCUUCAUCUUCUCAAAGCGAACACCUUGGUGCGAUUUCGUUGUAUGAUUCAGGAUAUGUAUGAUCCUGAGUUUUAUCUGGGAGCAUAUGAAGUUGUUGACAAGACAUCUGGGCAAACUACAAUAAAAUCUGGGACGUUUCAAGACCUUGCUGAGUGCACUCAGAACCAACGGCUGAACUUGGAAUCGUCAAGGAAUGUCACCCUUGACAGACAGACAUUCUACUGUGUCCCCGUGCCUGCUGAGACAGAAUGGGUCAAACAAGCCUUUGCUGAAAACAGUCGAUACCAGACCUGUGACCCAAUUACUUCACAGAGUUCACGAGUCAAAAGGGCACUGGAGGUCGAUGACACCACUGUGUCAUCAGCACAACCAAUUUCAAACCAGUCUGGUGACCAUGACACUGAUGUAACCAUGGAGACCUCAGAUGUCAGCCAAUUUGAUAAGAGAACAAGAAGGUCAGAGGCCACAGGUCACGGGUCAAUGACACCAGUUGACCUAAACUUUCCUUUACCUGAGGAAAAGGGGCCCGCCUGUAUGGUCAAGGUGUAUGAUCAUUUUGAGUCAUUCCGUGUGAAUGAUAUCGUUGAGUUCAUUGGAGUUUUGUCUGUUGACCCCGAAUUGGCUAAUUUACCCGGGCAAGACAAUAAUGGAAGUGGACUAUCUUCCGCAAUUGACGGAGCUGACGAAAUGGAAGGAAUUGAAGAGCAAACUGCACAUUCUCCUCCACCUUCACUGGUACCCCGUCUUCAUGCAGUUAUAUCACACAAGCUGCAGCACAUUAACCCCAUGUUACCAGUUAGUCUGGAGUCAGAAGAAGGUAACAUUUUUGUGCAAAGCAUGAUGGGAGAAUUGGGUUCUGUAAGGGAUCAGCUCAGAUGUCUCCUGCAGCAGGUUUUGUUUGGGGAUUCCCUUUCUGCUGACUACCUCCUCCUCAAUCUUGUGUCUUCUGUGUAUGCAAGAAGAGAUGUGGUUGCUCUUGGGAAGUUCACUGUGAAUCUGAUUGGUUGCCAAGAAUCUGGAUUCAGCCAAAUGCUGCAAGGUUUACUCAGCCAACUUGUUACCAAGUUUCACCUGCUUCCAUUGUCCCUUCAAAACAUGAACAGCCUGCGAUUGACUCCUAAGAAGGACUAUACUGCCAACAGGUUGAAGAGUGGAGUGUUACAGCUGAGUGAUAGAACCCAUGUAUUGCUUGAUGAGACUGCACUUCAACCUGGCCAACUAGAUACAAAUGGUGUUCACAAUCUGGCUGCUAUUGGGAAUGCCAUUUCUUGGCAGAAGGUGGAUUAUGAUUUUGAGUUCCACAAGACGGAAUUCAAGACAAAUCUUGUCUUCUUGGUCACAUCAGAGGGCAAGUCAUUGCUACCACAUGAUUGUCAGGUGGUACUUCAACCCAAGACAUCAUUGAACAUUGCUGAUGUCCAGAGGGGAAUCCAUCAGUUGAUCAGUUCAGGGAGUGUCAACCUCACUCGAAUCAGGACUUACCUUGGAAUUAUUCCAUUCAUUCAGUACAACCUGACAGAGGAAAUGUCCAAGAUUGUUGAACAGGACUUUGUGGAGGCACGGAAGUCUGAUCCUAGCCAGAUGACACAGGAAGAUUUCCACUCUCUCUUGAUAGUAGCAAGGUUGCUGAGUGUUUCCAUGGGCCACAAAUCUCUGACCAGAGAUAUUUGGGAGAGGACAAAACGAAUGGAACAAGAACGUAAGAUAAGACUGAAGAAUGCAUCCUCUCAACAAUGAAGAAGUCGAUCAAGAGCCUUUGAUGGAAAUUAGUAGACUGGUCACCGGGUGACAUUUGUCCUGAAAAUUUUAACUGAGGGGUCACUUUUAAAGAAGACAUUGUAGAGGAAAUGUUGACAUACAGACAUAAAGUUCUUGAUACUUUCCAAAUUGUAACCCAGUGCCAGUCUAACUAAACGAAGAUGAAUAGAGAGAAUGAUUUUCAAAAAUCAGGCUUAACUAUCUUUUUCUCAUCCAAAAUUUCUCCCCAGUUUGUACCAAACGUCGAUAACACCUGCCUGUACUGAUGUCAUAUUUGAGUUGCCAUAUCUGGAAAACCAAACCUUUCGAGUUGAUUUCAAAAUUUUCACUGAUGAUUUCGUCUUUAACAAUUCUGUACCACGUGUACCUUUUGACUGGCGUAAAGAUGUGUAUUCUUCAAAUGUCAAGUGUGUAAAAUAUGGCAUCUUUAGUAACAUUCCUGGAGUGAUUUGCUUGUAGUAACACAGAGCUAUGUUGUGGUAAAGUUCACUUCUAUAGUUCAUUGCACGUCAAAUAAAAAAGUGCAUGAACAGCAAGACUUGAAA
Molecule: messenger RNA, 2582 nt
Organism: Acanthaster planci (crown-of-thorns starfish)
Lineage: Eukaryota; Metazoa; Echinodermata; Asteroidea; Valvatida; Acanthasteridae
Gene: mcmbp
Product: minichromosome maintenance complex binding protein
Biological process (GO): DNA-templated DNA replication
Molecular function (GO): chromatin binding
Source: RefSeq, a predicted model, not a curated record